AUGUCCAUCUUCCAGAACGCCGUGAAUGCGGACCUCCCCCGAGCCAUCGCUGGCAAAGGCUCCUACCUGACACUGGAAAACCCCAAGACCGGCGCCCAAUACGACAUCCUCGAUGGCUCCUCCGGGGCUGCCGUCGCCGCCGUGGGCCACAACCACCCCCGAAUCGUGCAGGCCAUGCAGCACUGUGCUGGUCUGCCCUACAUCUUCACGCAUGCCGUGGGCUCCAAGCAGGCCGACGAUCUCGCCGAGCUCAUUCUAUCCAAGUCCAACGGGGCCUUUUCGCGGGCCCUGUUUCUCAACUCCGGGUCGGAGGCCAACGAGACCGCCAUGAAGAUUGCCACCCAGUUCUUCUACGAGCAGGGCCAAACCCAGCGAUGCAACUUCAUCUCCCGUGACUUCUCCUACCACGGCAACACCCUUGGCUCUCUUUCCCUCGGCGGCUUCAAGUCCCGACAGGUGCCCUACAAAGAGAUUCUCAACUCCAAGGCCUUCCACAAGGUCUCCACAUGCUUCCCCUACCGGCACCAGAAGGACGGCCAGACCGAGGAGCAGUACACCCAAAUGCUGCUGGACGAGCUGGACGCCAAGUUCCAGGAGCUGGGCCCCGACACGGUCAUUGCCUUUGUGUGCGAGACUGUGAUUGGCGCCACUCUCGGUGCCGUGCCCCCUUCCAAGGGCUACAUUUCCGGCUGCCGAGACAUUUGCCACAAGUACGGCGCUCUGUUCCUUCUGGACGAGGUCAUGUGUGGCAUGGGUCGAACCGGUACCUACCACGCCUGGGAGCCCGAGUUUGAGGCCGGCACUGGCGGCCCCGACAUUCAGACCGUGGCAAAGGUACUAGGAGGUGGCUACGUUCCUCUCGCAGGAGUCCUGCUUUCCCCCAAGGUCUUUGACGUUUUCCAGAAGGGCUCGGGCAUUGUCUACGGCCACCAGACCUACCAGGACCACGUGUUUGCCACUGGCGUGGCUCUGGAGAUCCAGCGGCUUAUUUUCGACCAGAAUCUCAUUGAGGAGUGCUUCGAGAUGGGCAAGUAUCUGGGCAUGGCUCUCAAGCGCAAGUUUGCAGACAACCCUUAUGUCGGAGACGUGCGGGGCCGGGGUCUGUUCUGGGACGUUGAGUUUGUGGCGGACAAGGCGACCAAGGAGGUGUUUCCGGCCUCCAUGAACCUGGCUGGCAUCAUGCAUGUUCGGUGCAUUGAGAACGGCGCCCAUUUCCUCAAGGGCAAGGGCACCAUUGAUUCUGUUCUCGGAGACCACAUGAUGGUGUCUCCCGCGUACACCGUCACCCGGGUGGAGAUAGACCGUAUGAUCGACGUGUUGGCCAACACUCUGGCCGAGGUUCUUGCUGAGAAUGGGUACAAUUAG
This is a messenger RNA of Yarrowia lipolytica CLIB122, 1365 nucleotides long. RefSeq lists its product as uncharacterized. Lineage: Eukaryota; Fungi; Ascomycota; Dipodascomycetes; Dipodascales. Gene Ontology annotation, molecular function: transaminase activity; pyridoxal phosphate binding. The record is from RefSeq and is a predicted model, not a curated record. Gene Ontology annotation, cellular component: cytosol.